UAUGGAACUGAAACCGACAGUUGCUUUGAGAGCUCUCCUAGCAAUGGGAAUAGCUGUUUUCACCAAGGUGGGUGCAGCAACGAAGGCUGCUGGCGGCAUAAAAGUAGGAGCAGCUGUGGCGGCCGUUUCGGCUGCUGCAACAGCGGCAACCACGGGAACCAAGCACCAAAGCGAAGCUUCCAAACCAACCUAAAAGCUAUGCUGUUCAGAAUGCUGGAUUGCCGGAAGAAGCAUGCGAAAGCCAAUAAUUUGAUCCGGCGUGUGUUCCGAGAAAAGUAACUUAACUGAGCGUAAGAUAAUUUUUGGCUUCUUCUUAGCAGAGAAGACCUAAUGGCAAAUUGUUUUUGUUUCUGGAUACUGGUUGAAGUGUUUUUGGGCGUUUUCACAGGAAUAAGUUAUAUAUCAUCGUGUGAAUAGGCGUGGAAGAUUUUGCACAGCCAA
Molecule: messenger RNA, 441 nt
Organism: Musa acuminata subsp. malaccensis (wild Malaysian banana)
Lineage: Eukaryota; Viridiplantae; Streptophyta; Magnoliopsida; Zingiberales; Musaceae
Source: RefSeq, a predicted model, not a curated record